AUGCGCUACGGCGGGGACGACGGCGGCGGCGCCGAGGAGGAGCACCUCGACCACCCCCUCAUCGCGGGGCUCAAGUCGCUCCGCCGCCGCGCCGCCGCGUGGGGGACCCGCUGGCCCGAGGCCGACCCGCUCCUCUGCCUCCGCCCCUUCCUCGACGUCGUGCGCUCCGACGAGACCGGCGCGCCCAUCACCGGCUCCGCGCUCUCCUCCCUGCACAAGCUCCUGUCCCUCGACCUCGUGGCGCCCGGCGGGGGCGCCGCCGAGGCCAUGGGCGCCGUCGUGGAGGCCGUCACGGGCUGCCGCUUCGAGGUCACCGACCCGGCCUCCGAGGAGGCCGUCCUCGCCCGGGUCCUCCAGGUGCUGCUCGCCUGCGUGCGCGGCCGCGCCGCCCCCGCGCUCUCCAACCGCCACGUCUGCGCCAUCGUCACCACCUGCUUCCGCGUCGUGCAGCAGGCCGGCACCAAGGGGGAGCUCCUGCAGCGCGUCUCCAGGCAGACCAUGCAGGAGGUCAUCCGCUGUGUCUUCGGCCGCCUUGCCGACAUUGAACCCACCGCCAUCGUGAACGAGCAGAUUAGCAAAAACCAAGAUUUGGGUGCUGAGGAGCUAGGGAAUGGGAAGAGUGAUUAUGUUUGUUUGAAUAGCUCCGGGGAUGAGGUCGGAGGUGGAUUUGGUGCCGUUCAAGACAAGGACAUGAUGGAGUCGCUUGGGGUUCCUUGCAUGGUGGAGAUAUUACAGUUCUUGUGCUCCCUCUUGAACAUAGCCGAAGACAUGGAUGUGAGCCAAAGGAUGAAUGUUAUUGAUUAUGAUGAGGACGUGCCCCUCUUUGCUCUGGGGUUGAUAAAUUCUGCCAUUGAGUUGUCAGCUUCGUCCAUCCACAGGCACCCAAAGUUGCUGGCUUUUGUACAGGAUGAACUGUUCCACAAUCUAAUGCAGUUUGGCUUGUCAAUGAGCCCCUUGAUUCUGUCGACAGUGUGCAGCACUGUUUUUACUCUCUUCUACCAUUUACGUCAGGAACUUAAGCUGCAAAUUGAGGCUUUCUUCUCGUGUGUGAUCCUAAGAUUAGCCCAGGGUAGAUAUGGAGCUAGUUAUCAGCAGCAGGAAGUCGCCCUGGAGGCUCUAGUGGAUUUCUGUCGGCAGAAAGAGUUUAUGGCUGAGAUGUAUGCAAACAUGGACUGUGAUCUACAGUGUUCGAAUGUUUUUGAAGACCUAGCUAAUCUUCUGUCUAGAAGUGCAUUCCCUGUAAACAGUCCAUUGUCUGCAUUGAAUGUCCUUGCAUUGGAUGGUUUGGUUGCUGUCAUUCAGGCGAUAGCAGAGAGGACUGAUCAUGCACAUCAGCAUCAUGGGCAGACAGUGCCAGAAAUUAGUGAAUAUUUUCCUUUUUGGCAGUUGAAGUGCGAGGGCAGUAAUGAUCCUGAUCAAUGGGUUAGAUUCGUUCACCAGCAAAAAAGCAUCAAGAGAAAGCUAAUGGUUGGUGUUGAGCAUUUCAAUAGGGACAAAAAGAAGGGCUUUGAGUACCUGCAAGGUGUCCACCUAUUGCCUGAAAAACUUGAUCCACGAAGUGUUGCUCUGUUCUUUCGGUACACACCUGGAUUGGACAAGAACCUUCUUGGGGAAUACCUUGGGAAUCAUGAUGAGUUCUCUAUUCUGGUACUUCACGAAUUUGCUAAAACUUUUGACUUUGAGGAUAUGAACUUGGACGCUGCCCUAAGGCUCUUCUUGGAAACUUUCCGGCUGCCUGGUGAGUCACAAAAGAUACAGCGGAUUCUGGAGGCCUUCUCUGAGAGGUAUUAUGAACAGUCACCACACAUGUUUGUUAAUAGGGAUGCUGCUCUGGUGCUGUCGUAUUCAGUAAUUAUGCUCAACACAGAUCAACACAAUGUAAGGGUUAAGAAGAAGAUGACUGAAGAAGACUUUAUCAGGAACAAUCGUCGUAUCAAUGGUGGGAAUGAUCUUCCGAGGGAGUUCUUGUCGGAGCUGUUUUAUUCUAUAUGUCGGAAUGAGAUCAAAACCAUUCCCGAGCAAGGAGCUGGAUGCUCUGAGAUGUCUUAUAGCCGCUGGGUCGAUCUGGUGUGGAAGUCAAAGAGGACAUCAGUGUAUAUUGCUUGUGACUCCUACCCUUUUCUUGAUAAUGACAUGUUCCCUAUCAUGGCCGGACCAUCAGUUGCUGCUAUCUCCGUGGUUUUUGAUAAUGUUGAGCAUGAGGAGAUUCUUACAGGAUGCAUUGAUGGUUUUCUAUCUGUAGCAAAGCUGGCUGCAUUCUAUCAUCUCGAUGAUGUAUUGAAUGAUCUUGUUGUGGCACUGUGUAAGUUCACCACUUUGUUGAACAGUUCUUAUGCUGAUGACCCUGUAAUAGCUUUUGGGGUGGAUACCAAGGCUAGAAUGGCAACAGAGGCGGUCUUCACAAUUGCAACUACUUAUGGUGAUCAUAUACGGAGCGGAUGGAGGAAUAUAGUAGAUUGCAUUCUAAGACUGCACAAAAUAGGCCUUCUUCCGGGUCGCCUCACUGGCGACACGGGUGACGAUCAGGAGUCGUCUUCAGAUUCAUUGCCUAGCAAGCUUGGUUCAUAUGCACUUGCAGUUGCACCUCAAGCCUUACCAAUCAACACCCCUAAAAAAACAUUUGGGCUGAUGGGGAGGUUUAGCCAACUACUGUACUUGGAUACUGAAGAACCAAGGUCCCAGCCAACUGAAGAGCAACUGGCAGCUCAGAGGAAUGCUUUGGAGACCGUAAAGAAAUGCCAAAUAGGUACCAUCUUCACCGAGAGUAAAUUCUUACAAGCUGACUCACUCUCAAAUCUGGCAAGAGCCCUCAUUCAGGCAGCAGGCCGACCUCAGAGGAUAACCAGCUCGCUUGAUGAUGAAGGCACAGCAGUGUUCUGCUUAGAGCUCCUAAUUACUGUCACAUUAAACAACAGAGACAGGAUUGUGCUUUUGUGGCAGGGUGUUUAUGAGCACAUAACCCAUAUUGUCCAGUCCACAGUGAUGCCUUGCAAUCUGGUGGAGAAGGCUGUGUUCGGGCUCCUGCACAUCUGCCAGAGGUUGCUUCCUUACAAAGAGAAUCUGGUAGAUGACUUACUGAGGUCACUGCAGCUGAUUUUGAAACUUGAUGCUCGUGUAGCUGAUGCUUACUGUGAGAACAUCACGUUGGAGGUCACACGACUUGUGAAGGCCAAUGCAACCCAUAUCAAAUCUCAGAUGGGCUGGCGGACUAUAAUUUCCUUACUCUGCGUCACUGCUCGUCAUCCUGAUGCUUCUGAUGCUGGCUUUGAAGCUCUGGUUUUCAUCAUGUCUGAUGGAGCACACCUCUCACCUGCCAACUUUAUCAUUUCUGUGGAGGCCUCAAGGCAGUUUGCAGAAUCUCGGCUUGGGUCUGCAGAGAGAUCUAUCCAUGCCUUGAACCUAAUGGCUGACUCAGUAAAUUGCCUUACACGCUGGUCACGUGAGGUCAAGGAAGCUGGUGGCGAAGCAGACAGGAUAUUGGAAGGAAUCGCUGAGAUGUGGCUGCGGCUAGUGCAGGCAUUGAGGAAAGUGUGCACGGAUCAGAGGGAGGAAGUGAGGAACCAUGCGCUAUUAUGUUUGCACAGAUGCUUAGUAGUUGAUGGAAUAUCAGUUUCCUCUUCUGCAUGGUUGAUGUCCUUUGAUAUUAUCUUCCAGUUGCUUGACGAGUUGUUGGAGAUUGCUCAGAGUUACUCACCAAAGGAUUUCAGAAACAUGGAGGUGUCCCUCUUGCAUGCCGUGAAACUGUUGUGCAAGGUGUUCUUGCAGUCACUUAAAGACUUGUCCGCACAGAGCAGUUUCAGCAAGCUGUGGUUGGAAGUCCUCGACAUGAUAGAGAAGUUCAUGAAAGUGAAACUGAGAGGGAGGAGGACUGAGAAGCUACAUGAGGCAAUCCCUGAGCUACUGAAGAACAUACUACUGGUGAUGAAAGCAAAUGGUGUACUGUCAAAGACAAGCGCCAGCGAGGAGAACACGCUGUGGGAAGCAACAUGGCUUCAAGUCAACAAGGUCGCGCCAGCGCUUCAGCCAGAGGUUUUCCCUGACAAUGAAAGCGAUUCCGCAGCAGAAGGCGAGCAGAGCAAGUCGGAGAGUUCAGCACAGGAGGGCCAAACUGCUGAGCAAUAG
Molecule: messenger RNA, 4122 nt
Organism: Triticum turgidum subsp. durum (durum wheat)
Lineage: Eukaryota; Viridiplantae; Streptophyta; Magnoliopsida; Poales; Poaceae
Source: the annotation of a GenBank genome assembly